AGCGGAGGACACUACCCCAUCCAGCGCCAGCUUCGAACAUGACCGCCUGCUGAUUCCCGCGGGAAAUGCAGACAUUCAAAUUCCGCCGGCAUCCGUGCUUCGAAAAUCCCGAUGUGGUUGUCGCCCGGCCGCAUGACAUGUGUCCCCUUAUAAAGAUUGUUCGCGUUGCAGGUAGGAGGUUAUUAAAGGUCUUCUUGUUCGAAGUUCGCCGGGAUCCGAACUUCGAGGUCUUCGAACGGCGUGAUGUGACAGACGUGUUGAGCGAAAUGUUUGCCGCCUGUGUUUUUGAUGCUUCGUUGCCGCCUGCGUUGUGGUUUGCUUCUUUUUCGUUGUCGUCUACAGACACGAUGUCUUUGUCGAGGGCCGAGGGGGAGCCUGCCGCGACCUCCUGGAUGGGAUCAGGGAAAGAUUCCACAAAACGUUCCGGGGCUGCGGGCGAGGGGGGAGAUCUGGGUUCCGGUGAGGCUACACAGCUGCAGCGGGAGGAGAGCGGAGGUCAAUUUGACGAUAGCGAAGAUGAGGCGCCACCGCGUCUGCCGUUUUCGCCGUUGAGCAGACGAGACCGGUCUGUGUUGUCCAUACCUAGUGUCCGGCAAGAGACCCCGGUUCGACAAGAGGUCGCAUCGGACCCCGGGAAAGAGGCAGUACAGUGUGGGCUCGACUUGGAGCCUACCGAGGGCCAUGGCACGGACGACGAGGUCGUGGACGGGAAGGGAACGCAGGGCACUCCCCAAAAAAGGAGGGGAGAUCGUCAAGAGGACUUGAUAGGUUCUUCGAAGAAACAGAAGAUCAAGACCCCGAACACUACGGGGGAGAAACGGCAGGGAAGGGGGGUGGAAGAGGACCGCCCGGGUAGCAAACGUCCGGCUUCGAAACAGAAGCAGCCUGCGUCGGGACCUUCUACGCCAAGGUCUGCCAUCGACGUGGACGCCGCGUACUUCCUGGAGUACAAAGACGGCGUAAGGACAAGGCGGGAGUUUGAGAUUGGCCCAGCUCAGGUCGUCGACCUCGGGGAGUGGGAGGAUCUGUACAACCAGCGGUCCCUGGAUCCCGUCCUGGUUGAGGGGAUCAAAGAAGCGAUGCGAAGUCACAAAAAGAAAACCUUCCCCGUUGGGAACAAUUUGUAUACGGAGGACGACCGCAUGUACAUCCUCUUCAAGGGUCACAAUCUGCGCGUCAACACGUCGGACUCCGUGGUCUACGAGGAAAAGCUGCCCAAGGGUGCCGCUGCUGCGGUGCAGUUGCCUCAGAGGGUCACCCAGACGGAUGUGUCUGAGACUCCCUUCAUUCCGUGCGACUGGUCGCUGGUGGCGCCGGAACGACAGGGCAGUGUCUACGAGGAUAUGGAACGUAAUCCGACACAAUUCGUCGGUCUUCUAGAUUUCCUCAGCAAGAAGGGAGAGGGUGUCGUGUUCCUUUGGAAACCACACGCGCGAAGCGUCUUGGAUCUUUUGAAGGCUGGCCGGCACGUUGUCGCGAUGGAAGGGAACUCCGACCUCUUGCAAUUCACAUUGCAGGUGGUGAAAAGCGAGGUCAAUUCGGGCGGGCACAAUUGUGAGUUCAUGGUCGUGAAGCCGACACGGAAUCGGGUGUGGAGCAACAAAACGGACAUGUGGUUCAAGUUGAGCAAGAGGAAGAGGAAGAAGAUAUACGAUUUCUUGUUCCUUCAAACACGGCCGAGGAAGGACACUUACGCUGAGUACGUCCGCCGUAAGGACCACAUGUUGGCACUGCUCGACAACUACCACUUCGCCUCCCGCAUGAAUGCGAAGACGUUUCUCGAAAGGCUACAGUCGCUGUACUUCGUGGAGUCCGAGAAGCAGUUGAAUUCCGGGGGGGGGUCAACUGGAGGUGGAGGGGACGGGGGUGGGGGUGGGGGGGGUGGCAAAAGAAUCCCGCCUAGUGGGGAGGGAGGAUCUCACGGCCUCAACACGACAUUGGGAGGCAGCGGCGGGGUGGCAGGUUUCGCCGUCGACCGGCCUCCGUCGAUAGGCACCUGCCUGGAGCGUACAACACAGUCCGCCGACCUCCCGACUUCGUCCGUGGGCUCAACGAGGGAGACGUUGGCAGCCUCGGUUGCUCUCGGCAGCCGCUCCGACGGAAAGUUGAAGUCCGCCGGGAUCCGAACUACGUCGGGUGAGGAGCCGCCAGAGCGGUCCGGACUGCAAAGCCGCUCGGGGUCGGGGGAGCCGAGCCAGGAUCCCGAAAUUGGCAGCAUUGCGGCGAGGGACGGAAAGGUGUCGCCUGAGCGGGAGCGACGGCCGCAAGGAUUGCAGCGAGAGGCUGCAAGUACAGGGUCCGGCGACACGGAGAUGACAAAGUCCGCCGAGAUCCGAACUUCUUCGGGCGGGGGGUGUCGGCCAGGGAUUGUCGUGCCGUCGAGAGGAGCAGCAUGCACGGAGACGGAAGGGCGGUCGUCGGGGUUCAACACGGGUACCGCGGAAGGGGAUGAGUUUCGUGGAAAGGAAGUAGGGGAGGAAAUGGAGGAAGGGAAGGAAGUGCAAGAAGGGGAGGAAGAAGGGGAAGAAGAGGAGGAAGGGGAGGAAGGGGAGGAAGGGGAGGAAGCGGGAGAAACAGAGCUACUUCGAUUGCUUGAAGGAAGGGAGGGUGCCGGAUCUGGAGACGACGAAGUGGAGCACAGUGAGGACGAUGCCGGAUCUGGAGAGUCGUCUGACAAGUUCGGACAACUGUACGGAGAGCAUCACGAGGAUGAUGUCGACGAUGAUGCCACGACAAUGGAGAUGGAAACACAGGUGGUUAGCAGCCUUUCCGCAGAACCUGAAGAUUAUGCGGUCCGACCACUGACGUUUGUUGUCGACUUGCAACACCGGUUCGACGAGGCUUCCAUUGCUAUUAGCCCGUCUAAAACAAGUCGUCGUAUAAGCAUUGACGAAGUUAUCGACGGUAUCCUCGACAACCAUUAAAUGUCUGCCCAUCCAUCCACAAUGCGUGACGUCGACGACGCUGGCAACGUCGCAUCGUCCAUGA
Molecule: messenger RNA, 2988 nt
Organism: Chara braunii
Lineage: Eukaryota; Viridiplantae; Streptophyta; Charophyceae; Charales; Characeae
Source: the annotation of a GenBank genome assembly